UUCGGGAGCACCGAGGAGCGGAGAAGCUGUGCGAUCAUCUUCAGGUCGUGCGUAAUGAAACGCGCCGUUGUUCUGGAAAUCAGCCGCCACGCAGAGCUCCACUCACUGCACACCUGAGAGCGCCGCUACAGCCGGGACUGCUUCCUCUCACAGACUGGUUUGAGUCACUCUCGCAGGGGUUUCUGCCUCAGAGAAGCCCACAGUACCUGUGUGAAUCUCGGAUGCUCUGUCCAUAGUUUUCACUGCCCAGCACCAGCAGCACUGCGCGAGGAUGCGUACAGAAAGGAUUACGCGUGGAGUUUUAAUUCAUUCCUUCCACACUUUCAUUCUGGCUUUGUGCGUCUUGGACAUUUCGGGUUCAGCGGCCGAAGUGAACCUGUCGGAGUCUGGGGAGAUCGAGCCAUUGGCUGAGGCCCAGAGUGGAGGCUUGCCAACAGCUGAAGGCUACUUCCUGGAGUUCGUGGAGCAGCCGAGCAACAUGACCAUAAUGCAGGGCCAGGCGGCCACGCUGCACUGCAAGGUAGCCGGUAACCCACGGCCCACCAUCCGCUGGCUGAAGAACGACGUCCCUGUGGUGCAGGAGCAGGGCCGCAUCUCCAUCCGAAAAACUGAGUUCGGCUCUAAACUCCGCAUCCAGGACCUGGACACCACCGACACGGGCUACUACCAGUGCGUCGCCUCCAGUGCGCUCAAAGUCAUCUCCGCCACCGGUGUGCUGUAUGUGCGGCUAGGCCAGUCUCCAACCCAUGGCCCAGAUGAUGCGACCCAUGAGAAGGGCUUCUGCCAGCCAUACCGGGGCAUCGCCUGUGCACGCUUUAUCGGGAACAGGAGCAUCUAUGUGGAGUCUCUGCAGAUGCAGGGAGAAAGUGAGAACCGUAUCACAGCUGCUUUCACCAUGAUCGGCACUUCCACUCAGUUGUCUGACCAGUGCUCCCAGUUUGCCAUCCCCUCAUUCUGCCACUACGUCUUUCCACUGUGCGAGGAAGGCACCAGGGGCCCGCGGCAGCGGCAGCUCUGUAGGGAUGAGUGCGAGGCUCUGGAGAACGACCUAUGCCGCACAGAGUACACCAUUGCCCGUUCCAACCCACUCAUCCUCAUGCAGUUGGAGCUGCCCAACUGCAACCUGCUUCCCCAUCCAGGCUCACCCGAUGCUGCCAGCUGCAUGCGCAUUGGUGUGCCCGUCGACCGUCUGGAGACAUAUUCUCCCCCAGAUCACAGCUGCUAUAAUGGCAGUGGUGCUAAUUACAGAGGCACUGUCAGUGUAACCAAGUCUGGGUACCAGUGCCAGCCUUGGAGUGCCCAGUACCCGCACAACCAUCACUUGACACCUGUUGAGCACCCGGAGCUCAGAGGAGGGCACAACUUCUGCAGGAACCCAGGGGGACAGAUGGAAAGUCCAUGGUGCUUCACACUUGAUCCCCGUGUGAGGGUGGAUCUCUGUGACAUCCGUUCAUGCAAGCCUCCAGAGAACGUGAAGAAGGAAAUCCUCUACAUCCUCAUCCCUAGUAUCACCAUCCCACUGGUCAUUGCCUGCCUUUUCUUCCUGGUGUGCAUGUGCCGUAACAAGCAGAAGGAGUCAGUCGACACUCCUCCUCGCCGGCAGCUCUCAGCCUCUCCCAGUCAAGACAUGGAGAUGCCACUCCUGAACCAGCACAAACACCAGGGAAAGCUCAGAGAAAUCAACUUGUCAGCUGUACGGUUCAUGGAGGAGCUUGGAGAGGACCGCUUUGGAAAGGUCUACAAAGGUCACCUCUACGGCACCGCCCCAGGAGAGCAGACCCAGGUGGUGGCUAUUAAAACAGUGAAAGACAAGGAUGAAGGAAGUCUGCGGGAGGAGUUCCGUCACGAGGCCAUGCUCCGUUCCCGCCUGCAGCACCCCAACAUUGUGUGCCUCCUGGGUGUAGUGACCAAAGAGCAGCCCAUGAGCAUGAUCUUCAGUUACUCGGGCCAUGGUGACCUUCACGAGUUCCUGGUCAUGCGCUCACCACAUUCUGAUGUGGGCAGCUCAGAUGACGACAAAACGGUCAAGUCAGCCCUCGAGCAGGCGGACUUCCUACACAUAGUCACUCAGGUGGCAGCUGGGAUGGAAUACCUGUCCAGUCACCACGUGGUCCACAAAGAUCUUGCUGCUCGGAACAUCCUGGUCUGCGACAAGCUCAACGUGAAGAUUCUUGACCUUGGGCUGUUCCGGGAGGUGUACUCUGCUGACUACUACAAAUUGAUGGGCAACAGUCCCUUCCCCAUCCGGUGGAUGUCCCCAGAGGCCAUCAUGUAUGGCAAGUUCUCCACCGACUCCGACAUUUGGUCCUAUGGAGUGGUGCUGUGGGAGAUCUUUAGCUAUGGCCUUCAGCCCUACUGUGGCUACUCCAACCAGGAUGUAAUUGAGAUGGUGCGCAACAGACAAGUGCUGUCUUGCCCUGAUGACUGCCCUUCCUGGAUCUACACCCUCAUGCUGGAGUGCUGGAAUGAGUUCCCUGCGCGGCGGCCACGCUUCAAAGACAUCCAUGCACGCUUACGCACCUGGGAAAGCUUGUCCAACUACAACAGCUCAGCACAGACCUCUGGAGCCAGCAACACAACCCAGACCAGCUCUCUCAGCACAAGCCCAGUCAGUAACAUCAGCGCUGCACGCUAUGUCACCCCCAAAAAGGCCUCACCCUUCCCCCAGCCCCAGUUUAUGCCCAUGAAGGGCCAAAUGAGGCCCAUGGUACCACCCCAGCUUUACAUCCCUGUUAACGGCUACCAGCCUGUGCCAGCCUAUCCAUACCUCCAGAACUUCUACCCCAUGCAGAUCCCCAUGCAAAUGCCCUCACAGCAGAUGCACCCGCAAAUGGUAGCUAAGGCAGGUUCGCAUCACAGUGGCAGUGGCUCUACCAGCACAGGAUAUGUCACUACAGCACCAUCCAAUGCUUCGGGGACGGAGAAGGCUGGCCUCCUGAGUGAAGAUGCUAAGGCAGCCGAUGAGAACAUGGCUGAUGGUGCUUCCCAAAAUGGCCUGCAUAACGAGGACACUUCUGUUCCUGAAACAGAGCUUUUGGGGGACAAUGACAGCCCACAGAUUGAUGACUGCGAGAUGCAUUCAGAGGCAUAGGCGGCCCUGUAGGACCCAAUGACAGCGAGAGCUGUUCUGUGAAGUGUGACUUUGUACCGUCUGCCAGUUGAGCAUCAGUCUGAAAAACAGUGAAGGGAAACCAUUGAUUGUGGGGAAAACUGAAUAUUAUUUAUAGGUUUUUUGGCAGUCGCAAAAACAUGACUUUUUCACUUUUGGAGGCUGUACCUUCAGGACUGGUGACAGCUGUACCACUGAGCUGCCUUCAGAUCUGUCUGCAAUGAAGAAUCUAACUCCUUACCUUUCUGCUGUUAGGUGCGUUGCUGACAAGACACGUGGACAGUUUUUCUUUCUUUUUUUUAAAUCAAACUUGUUGCAAAGCCAUUCAGAAGAAUUUUUGUUCUUACUGUUGCUGUGCAACAUGAAGCAAUUGUAUCUUUUUAUAAGGAGUUCUGUACUUGCCACCCAUUAAUGUUUUCAAUGUUUUGUUUUGUUUUCACUUCCAAGACCAUCAUAUAGGAAAGGUCAGGCAGUUUGAGUACCUAAUGUCUAUCUCCUGUUCUCAGUGAAAUGAGAAUGACUUAUCAUGUUUACUGCGUUGAUGUUUAUGUUGAUUGUGUCCCACUGAGUCUGAAUGUGGCCGUGAGGUAAUGGAGCACCAAUUUUUAAGUGACUGGCCAAAAUCUAUGCAACACUCUGUCACAAACUGCCUUAAAUACUAUCGGCAUGUAGAAACUUAAAGGUCAACGGAUGUUGGUCCCAAAACAUCUGUCUGAAUUUUUUUAUUUUGUUUUUUUAAAUAUAGUGCUUGUAAGGUUGAAGCUCUGUUGUAAAGAUUUGUAAUUUAUGUCAUUGAUUCUCUUAAAGAAAAUAAGUGAUUCUUUUAUUUUUCUUUGUCUCUCUUUUAAACGAUUUUGUUUAGCCAGCGAUAUUACUUUUAAUUUUGUUUAAAACCAGAUACUUGCUUUUUAUCAAGCCGUUAUAACAGAACUUAAUCGUAUAUUGUGUACAUCCAGCGAAAUGGAGUGUCAAAUAAAGUGAUCUGUGACACACAU
This is a messenger RNA of Colossoma macropomum (tambaqui), 4104 nucleotides long. It is a transcript of the gene ror2, whose product is annotated as receptor tyrosine kinase-like orphan receptor 2. Gene Ontology annotation, molecular function: protein binding; ATP binding; transmembrane receptor protein tyrosine kinase activity. Bases 272 to 3091 code for a protein of 939 amino acids. Gene Ontology annotation, biological process: protein phosphorylation; cell surface receptor protein tyrosine kinase signaling pathway; multicellular organism development. The transcript is spliced from 9 exons. NCBI's taxonomy places the organism in Eukaryota, Metazoa, Chordata, Actinopteri, Characiformes, Serrasalmidae. Gene Ontology annotation, cellular component: signaling receptor complex. The record is from RefSeq and is a predicted model, not a curated record.